Messenger RNA from Lingula anatina, 4032 nucleotides. Its product is annotated as immunomodulatory peroxidase. The record is from RefSeq and is a predicted model, not a curated record. Gene Ontology annotation, biological process: response to oxidative stress. Gene Ontology annotation, molecular function: heme binding; peroxidase activity. NCBI's taxonomy places the organism in Eukaryota, Metazoa, Brachiopoda, Lingulata, Lingulida, Lingulidae.
UAUACUAUACCCCAUUGUAUCCUGGACCAGGGAGAGAGGAUGGAACACUAGUAGGAGGCUGUUCCCACGGAUACCAAAAAUGCUACGAUUCCUCCUAGCCAGCGCCUUGUGUGUGCUACUGUGCAGGCUGCAGGGAGGCGAGAGCAAUGUAUGGUAUGAGGAGAAAUGUCCCACGGUGGAGAAGGUGACCACGCUGCCGCCAUUGAUAUCUCCAGCAUACCUAAGAAAGGUUCUUAACAAACUGAAUGCCAGCACCAUCCUGGCUGCCGCGGCUGAGGCCAGAGAAAGGCUGCUCCAGGAAGAGAACACGCAGAGGAGAAUGCGCAAUGGAGGCGAGAGCAAUGUAUGGUAUGAGGAGAAAUGUCCCACGGUGGAGAAGGUGACCACGCUGCCGCCAUUGAUAUCUCCAGCAUACCUAAGAAAGGUUCUUAACAAACUGAAUGCCAGCACCAUCCUGGCUGCCGCGGCUGAGGCCAGAGAAAGGCUGCUCCAGGAAGAGAACACGCAGAGGAGAAUGCGCAAUGGAGGUAUCGACUUCGUGAAGCAAGGUGCCGCCGGCAUGCACGGGACAGCGACCCGCUCCUUCCGUGAGGCCAGCAGGAUCAACCCCAAGGGAUAUCUGUUUGAGACUGUUACCAAGAUCGUUGCUAACAGACUGGGUCUCACAGCCCUGGAAGCCAGCAGCGUGUCUCACCUGGAUAUCAUGAGCGGCUUCAGAGACACGUUACAAGACUUCCUGACGGCACUGGGAAUGGACUGUCCCUUCGACCUUCAGAGGAGGUGCGACCAGAGAGCUAAAUACCGCUCUUUUGAUGGCUCCUGUAACAACCUGAAGAAACCGAACUGGGGCAAAUCUUUUGAACCAUUCAAGAGGUUCCUGCAUCCCAUGUACGAAGACGGUAGGUCGUGUGCUGUUGGCGUGAACACUGAGAGAAGUAAGGGUCGCUUUGGCGUUCCUCUGCCCAACCCUAGGGCCGUCAGUAGCUCCAUCCACGAGGGCAGUAACACCACACUGAACUCCAAGUCCCACACCAGAUUGCUCAUGUUGUUUGGGCAGUUCUUGGACCACGAUCUUACUCACACCCCUGUACCUAAAGGAAUCAAUGGCUCAGAAAUCAACUGUUGUGCUGAUGACGUCCUCGAACAUAACAGGAACGUCAGGAUUCCAAGGGAAGAACUUGCUUCAUUGCUCAGGAAACGGUCCGAAUGUAUGCCUAUUGAUAUUCCAACCGGUGACCGGAGAUUUAGGCGCUCUUGUAUGAACUUUAUCCGAUCUUUGCCAACUCCAAACGACAAAUGUGAAUUAGGCUACCGUGAACAACUUAACCAGGUGACGUCAUACAUAGACGCGUCCCAGGUGUACGGCUCCACGGAGGAACAGGCCCGCAAUCUGAGAGCCUUCUCUGGAGGUCUCUUGAAGACAUCGGUGGUCAAUGGAAAGAUGUUCAUGCCCAAGGAUAAUAGCAAUCAGGAAAAGGAAUGCGUCACCCCGGCCAAUAAACCGGAAAUUAAAUGUUUUAUUGCUGGCGAUGAACGCAGCAACGAACAGCUGACUCUGACCAUGAUUCACACCAUGUUCGUGAGGGAGCACAACCGCAUCGCCACCACGCUUCAACGCUACAACCCCCACUGGGACGACGAGAGGACAUACCAGGAGACCCGCCGUAUAGUCGGCGCCAUGUUGCAGCAUAUUACCUACAGUAUGUGGCUGCCGAUGGUCUUGGGCCACCGCGGGGUCGACUGCUUCGAGGUCGGUGUUGGAACAUCCGGUUAUUUCAAAGGCUACAACGAGAACAUCGAUCCGUCGAUCCGUAACGCUUUUGCCGCUGCCGGAUUCCGUUUCGGACACUCUUUGGUCAUGGAACACAUCGCCAGGUACGGACGCGGGUACACGCCACUGCCCUCCAUCCCGCUGAAGAAUGCCUUCUUUAAGCCCGAGGAACUGUACAACUCUGAGCAGGGAGGAAUGGAAUCCAUUGCCCGUGGUAUUUUCAAGGAUCCUAUGGAGCAAUGUGAUCGUCAUCUGACUCCAGCUGUCACGGACCAUCUGUUCGAAGAUCCGCACUCUCGCAUAGCGUUGGACUUGGCGGCCCUAAAUAUCCAGCGUGGUCGUGACCACGCCCUUCCCCCAUACAACGACUGGCGCCAUUGGUGUGGUCUUCCCAAGGCCCGGCACUUCUUCACCAGCAAGGACGGUCUGGUCAACAUGGACGAUGUCACUGCUAAGAAAAUCAGCGAAAUAUACAAUCACCCGGAUGACAUUGACCUGUUUACUGGUGGUAUGGCGGAGCUUCCAGUCCCCGGGGGUAUCGUUGGACCCACGUUCGCUUGCAUUUUGGGAAGACAGUUUGCCGCCCUUAAGUUCGGCGAUAGAUUCUUUUACGAAAAUGGAGACGAGGACAUCAGAUUUACUGAAGACCAACUGGAGGAACUCCGCAAAACCGACAUGGCCAGAUUGUUCUGUGACAACUUCAACAUUGCGUCCAUCCCACGUAACGUGUUUUUGAUGUCUGAUGACACCACCAACCCCCUCGUUGAUUGCCGCACGGUGAAGUCUAUGGACCUCCGCAGGUGGAUAGAGCGCCGCAAUGUAUGCCGGGACGGGCAGUGGAGCAGCUGGUCCGACUGGAGAUGUAUCCGCUGUGAUCAACACAACAGAAUACGCAUGCGCGUGCGCAGGUGCGACAACCCCUCGCCUUCAUCUUGCGGCAAGAACUGCGAAGGCUCCAGCAUUGAGGUCAGACGUUUUGACCUAAUUAACGACUCCCCAUUGCCUGCGAACUUCGAGAACUUGUCGGAAGCACAGCGCUACAACUACGUUCUCACUCGACGAUACAACUAGUGGUCAGACUGAAAAAAAAUCAAGACAUUGGCUGCCAUGUCAGCAUAUGACGUCAUUCUCCAUGUUCAAUCAAUGUAACAACGUGGCUUAUUCAACUCAUAUUAUCAUCAAUUCAGCUUUUUUAAAUCGAAUUUUAAUUUUUUAGAUUUUUGGAAAGUAAUCAGUCAAAAUGAAUGCCAUAUUCAAAUUUGAAUUCUGCUGCACGUGCGCUCGCCUGCGUUCACCCUGAUAGGAGAAUGACGUGAUAUGUUGUACCGAACAUUGACUAGAUUUCUUAACUCUGCGCAGAGGCCUCGUUUGUGGUGCUUGUGCUCUAUAUUAUGACCAUGCUGUAUGUUGCCAGAAACGAGGCCUCCUCGUGGAGAGUUGUAUGGCGAAUUUGGCUGUUCCCAAUCCGAACUCCGCAAACGUACAAUCUACUCAAUUACUCGUAUCGAUUAAGCAGAGGACAUUUUAGUCAGACGUAAAUGUUCCCUUAUUUGGCUGAGGAAAAAAUGAAUAAAUUAUCCAACGUUUGUCAAAUUUACAACAAAUUAAAUCAAAACUCAUUAAGCGCUAUUUCUAAAAUGAAUCCUAUCCGGGAGCAAGAAAAGAAAAAGGAAUACCAGCUUGCUUCUGACUCUUCGGGAUAUAGCGACAAUGUAUUUCUUAUAAAGCAGCAUCUUAUGUUACGAAAGGAAUCUUAAUGGCGGGCCAUUUGCUACACCCAGACUACCAAUUAGAAGUCUAGGCCAGUUAUACGUAAGGAAGUUACAAAGAUUGCGAUAUGUAUAGCGAUAGCCAGCGCAACAAGCGAGAGAACCGACAUCUUUUUUUACCUAUCGUAUACCACAUUUGCAUUUCUCUUGAAACAUCAUCGCUAAGAAUGAUGAUGAUAAUAGUGGAAUAAAAAGGUUAUUUAUUGCACUCGAAGUUUUCUUCUCAUCUCCUCGGAUGAGUCACGUGAUCAACGGAAACAGCCGAGUGUAUGAGAGGCUUCUAAGUGCUUUUUUGAGGCAAUAUUUGAAUAUUUACAAACUGUAGGUGAUUAGACAUGACGAUUAUGUACACUUAAAAUAUAUUAAUUAUUUAACUCUAUUGAUUUCUUGCAGCUUUUCUUCAUCAUCUUAGACUGGUUGGAAUUAGAAAUAAAAAAAAUAUGUUUACUGAUCACUAUGGUGGGGUGAGCUAAUAAACAUAUCGCUGUCUUA